GCCAGAGAAUCAGCAGCAAGCAGGGCAGACGCAGCAGAGAGACAGAGAGAGAGGGAGGAAGAGACAGGGAGAGUGCCAGUGCUGACUACUACUGAGGAGAAGAUAGCUGAGGCAGAGGCAGCUCCAAGAGGAUCUGCUGCCUGGUCUGCACCUCCAGCCUCCACCUCCUCUCCCCCUGCGGAAGGCCAGGUUAGUCCAACAGGAUGGGCUGCACCACUAGCAAACUGGCCUGCCAGCCUCCAACCCAGCCCCCAGGAGCCCCGACCCCUGGACAAGACAAUCAGUCUUUGAGCCAGCUGGAAGCUCAGGGGCCCAAAGGCCCGGAGGUCCUAUCUAGUCUGGAGCGCCUUUCCCAGGCCACGGGCGGCAUGGAGAAGUCCUGGUAUCGCUGCAUCUUCCCCUUUGGCAUCAUCUCGUUGGUGAUCGGUGUGUCGGGCACGGCUGUUACUUACACAUACAAUGACCUGCCCCUGACCAAAGUGGUGACGGUAGUGUUGCUUAUAGCCGGACUGGUGCUGACACUGACCGCCGCCGCCUGCUGGACGGUCCACAAGAGAAAGAAGAGGAAAAAGAAAGAGAGGGCCUCAGGAGCCGGAGGAGGAGGAGGGAGCUCCUUUACCUCAGAGCAGUGCCCCUUGUGAGGAACACCUGGAGCCUGGGAUAUUCUGACCACACAGGGACAUGAGAGGAGAGAAGCCCCAGGAAGGGAGCACCGCCAGGGUGGUGGGCAAGCCACCACCACCAGCCCUCCCUAGUCUUUAUGGAGCCUAGCUGCUCUUGGCUCAGCUCAUAGCUCGGGAAUAGGCGUGGAGAGGAGGAAGAUAAGGACUCAGGAUGAGGUGUGGAGGAGGAG
This is a messenger RNA of Oncorhynchus gorbuscha (pink salmon), 853 nucleotides long. Its product is annotated as transmembrane protein 100. NCBI's taxonomy places the organism in Eukaryota, Metazoa, Chordata, Actinopteri, Salmoniformes, Salmonidae. Bases 204 to 641 code for a protein of 145 amino acids. The record is from RefSeq and is a predicted model, not a curated record. The transcript has 2 exons. Gene Ontology annotation, biological process: cellular response to BMP stimulus.